UUUUGUUAACAAAUCAUUUAAUUAUAUAUUUAAAAUAUGUUUUAUAAAAAAUAUAUAUAAUGGAAACAGAUAAUGAAGAAGCUGUGCUGAUUUUAAGUGUUGGUCCUGACGGAAAAAAGACAUACACUUUACAAUCCGACCCUACAAAAAGGUACUCUGUAAACGAAAGUGGAGAAUUAGUUGAAUUAAAUGAUCAUUUUCAAAAUGGAAUUAAAUUAGAAAUACCUGAACUUGAUUUACGAGAUGAAAAUAAUGAUGAGGUUAAUCCUAUUGAAACCGAUGAGGAUAGUUUAUUUGCACAACUACAGGACAAAGAAGGUUUAGGUGUUAUGAGCCAUCAUUUAGUUCCGGAAUUUAACGAUGAUUCAUUGACUGAAAGCAUGGAACACGUUGAUUUUGAAAUGGAAUCUGAUGCAAUUAAUGGUGAUAAAAGUGCUUCUCCAAAAGAUGGUGAAAAUGAGGAUGAAGAUGAGGAACCAGACGAUGUUCUUGUAAUGCAUAUGGAUAUUCGAGAUCCACUAUCUAAAUUACGAACCAGCCUGGAGCAGAGAUUGGGAGUAUCAUUACAUGAUUAUGAGUUUUGGUUGCAAGAUACAUCACAGUUGGAAAGUCAUAAAAAUCUUGUGGAUCAGUGUGUUAGCGGUGAAGGUCUUGUACAAAUUAAUGUUCAAAUUCGUACCGAUUUUAAAAUUAUAAAUAUUGUCGAUGUUUUAAAACCAGCUGAAGAAUAUAUCGAUAUGGCUGAAAAUUAUGAAACUGAAUCUCAUCAUACAAUUGACGAUGAAGAGGAGGAAGUUGAAGCACAAUCUUCUGUAAAUAAUAGAAACCAAGUGAUAAAACGAUGGACGAUCGAUAAUCAAUUCAAAAAAGAUCAACAACGAUUAAACAUACCUACAAAUCCAUAUGAGUGGUCCGAAAUUCAUGUCAAACAUUGGUUACAAUGGGCAGUACGACAAUUUAGUUUAAGUCGAAUAAAACUAUCUGAUUGGAUAAUGACUGGUGAACAAUUAUGCAAUUUAUCAUUAUACGAAUUUCAAUCAAAAGUACCAGAAGAUCCAAAUGAUAUUUUUUGGACGCAUUUAGAGUUAUUGAAGAAAUGUAAAUUAGUUGCUGUAUUACAAACCGAAGGCAGUGAAAACAAUACAAGUUAUCAACCCACCAAACUAAAAACUAAAUUUCAAAAGGCACCAAAAAUUGUUGGAAAUGUUCCUUUAUCAAUGGUAGAAGCUUAUGGUUACGGUUGUGGGAAUAGAACUGGUAACAAUGGACAGAUUCAAUUAUGGCAAUUUUUAUUAGAGUUAUUGACUGAUAAAACUAAAAGAAAUGUAAUACAGUGGAUUGGUAAUGAAGGUGAAUUUAAAUUAAUAAACCCAGAAGUAGUGGCACAAUUAUGGGGUGAAAGGAAAAAUAAACCAACGAUGAAUUAUGAAAAGUUAUCAAGAGCUCUACGUUAUUAUUAUGAUGGCGAUAUGAUAUCUAAAGUGCCUGGUAAAAGAUUUGUAUAUAAAUUUGUUUGCGAUUUGAAACAAUUACUUGGAUACGAUGCUGCAGAAUUAGCAGCCUUAAUUGAAUCUUGUGAUAAACAAUCAAGAAAAUUGUCAUCGUAUUAAUAAUUUUUAAUAAUUAAAUUGGCAUACAUGUAUUUGUAAAGGUUUUCUA
Molecule: messenger RNA, 1659 nt
Organism: Chrysoperla carnea
Lineage: Eukaryota; Metazoa; Arthropoda; Insecta; Neuroptera; Chrysopidae
Gene: Ets97D
Product: DNA-binding protein Ets97D
Exons: 9
Coding region: 60-1610 (516 amino acids)
Biological process (GO): regulation of transcription by RNA polymerase II; cell differentiation
Cellular component (GO): nucleus
Molecular function (GO): sequence-specific DNA binding; DNA-binding transcription factor activity, RNA polymerase II-specific
Source: RefSeq, a predicted model, not a curated record